GAUCUAGAGGGAUGACGAUGUCAGGUUUUAUUAAACCAUAACGUAGAGGAAUAACGUUCUUAUGAAUAAUGUAGCAGUGUAAUCCAUUAUUUAAUACAUUUGAAUAGAAUUAAGAGAAGAAAACUUUUUAAAAUUACGUUAGCGUGUUAAGGGAAGAAAAAAGUAACACACACAAAAUGUUUUUACGACUUUGGACAGGAUUAUUUGUUCUACUGAAACUUGUGUCAUCUAUGCCAUUAAAUGAAAACAGCCCAUGUAGCGGGUUGGGAUGCCGAAAGACAGUAUCAAUGCCGCUUUUAGAUCAAAUGAAAGGCAAUCUCAAAGCUGAAUUUGAUGUAUCUGAAAUGAACAAGCUAUUAAAGGCUUAUAUAGAUCAGGAAAUCCGAUCCGGAGUGGAAAUUGGCUUGAAAAAUGGUGUUGAAAAUAUGAUCAAUUUAAGAAUGCAGCAGAUUCAACAAGAAACAGCAAGUGCAAUAGACAAAAAUAUGUCUAGACAUAUCUCGACGUUUGAAUCCACAUACCUAAAAGGUCAGACGUAUAUGGUCAAUUUACUGAAGGAAACAGUUGGUGAUUUCAAAAAGAAAACAGAUCCGUUAAGACAGGAAUACGCGAUAUUAAUCAAAGAAUUGUUUAAAGUAUCAACGAAGUAUGCGUUUUUUGCAACUCUAUCAUCUGAUAAAAAUAAUCUUCCUAACAACGCCGUCGUAAUAUUUGAUGCGGUUUCAUUAAAUGAAGGUCACGCCUAUGACAGAAGAACAGGUAAAUUCACCUGCCCUGAGGAUGGAAUAUACCAUUUCUCCUGGACCACAGUUUCCGGUGCUGGUAGAGAUUUCAGUAGUGUAUUAGUAGCAAACGACAAGAAAAUUGCAGCAAAUGCUGUUGAUAGUGACUCAGUCAGCGAUACCAUGACAGGUACCAGUAAUGUUAUUGUGCGAAUGAUCAAAGGACAGAAGGCUUGGAUUGCAGUUCAAACCAGCGAAGGGACUCAUUUGGACGUGAGAUGGAAUGACGCACCAUGUUCAAUGCUUUCCGGAUUUAAGUUAUGAUCAGUUUAGACGGGAACUUAAUUAUACAUGUUAUAUGACUAAAGAUAACAAUUAUAUGACAUUUACCUAGGAUGUUUUAUACUUUUAUGUGGAUCUUGCUUGUUUUUAUUCAGUUCGAUGUAAUCAGAAGGAAAUAUAAUUUGAUAGAUAACCAUAAAGAUUGCUGAAAACUAUAUAAUUUUUAAUAUUUGAGUCACAAUUUUGCUUAUACAUGAAAUGUAAUCAAUCGAUAUUGAAAUGUUUACCCUGUAUUGCCAUUCACUAACAAUCUGAAAAUAAUAAGCGUUUCCUUCCUUUU
Molecule: messenger RNA, 1344 nt
Organism: Mytilus californianus (California mussel)
Lineage: Eukaryota; Metazoa; Mollusca; Bivalvia; Mytilida; Mytilidae
Product: heavy metal-binding protein HIP-like
Exons: 3
Coding region: 177-1046 (289 amino acids)
Molecular function (GO): protein binding
Source: RefSeq, a predicted model, not a curated record